GGCCGGGCCAUGGCGAGCCCGCGCUCGGGCAGCGGCUCCGUGCGGGACGACACCGGGGCAGAACCGGGCUCCGUGCGGGAGGACACCGGGGCAGAACCGGGCUCCGUGCGGGAGGACACCGGGGCAGAACCGGGCUCGAGUAGCGGCUCCGUGCGGGGAAUCAUCGGGGCGGACCCGGGCUCCGUGUGGGGCGAUAUCGCUUUCUGGGCCGACCGCACGCCGGUGCACGAGGCCGCCCGGCGCGGGGAGAUCCGGCAGCUGCGGCAGCUGAUCGAGAGCGGCGCCUGCGUCAACGCCCUCACCUACGACUCCAUCACACCCCUGCACGAGGCCAGCCUCAGGGGACAGGCCCAGUGCGUCAAAAUGCUCCUGGACGCGGGGGCCCAGGUGGACGCUCGGAACAUUGAUGGCAGCACUCCUCUGUGUGACGCCUGUGCCUCGGGCAGCGUGGAGUGCGUGCGGCUGUUGCUGGCGCACGGCGCCAAGGUGAACCCUCCGCUCUACACGGCGUCACCGCUGCACGAGGCCUGCAUGAACGGGAGCUCGGAGUGCGUGCAGCUCCUCAUCGACGUGGGCGCCAACCUGGAGGCUCACGACUGCCACUUCGGGACUCCGCUGCACGUGGCCUGCGCGCGCCAGCACCUGCGCUGCGCCAAGCUGCUGCUGCAGGCGGGAGCGCAGGUGAACGCGGCCAAGCUUCACGAGACGGCGCUGCACCACGCGGCCAAGGCGCGCUGCGCCGCCCUGGUCCGGCUCCUCGUGGAGUUCGGAGCCGACGUCAACGCCCGCGACAACCGCGGCCGGAAACCCUCGGACUACAGCGGGAACGGCGGAGCCGCCGCCCGCUGCUUCCAGUUCUACGAGAGAACGCCGCUGUCCCUGGCUCAGCUGUGCCGCCUGGCCGUGCGCAGAGCCGCCGGCCAACGCGGGCAGCACAAAAUCUCCAAGCUGCAAAUCCCGCCCCGGCUCAUCCGCUUCCUCUCCUACGACUGAAUCCCGGGAAUCCCGGCAAUUCCAGAGGAUUUCUCCUUCUCUUCUACCUCCCCCACCCCCGAAAAAAAAAUCCGUGUUAAUUUCAUUGGAGGCGCUGCUGUGACCGGGAUUGCUCAGGAAUUCCUCUUUUCCCUCGGAAUUUCCCCCGGCUUGGGAAUUUCAGGCUCUUCCUGGUGGAUUCCCCUUCCCGGAUUUUCCCGGAUUUCCUCUGUGGGAUCCAGCCAGGGGGGAGGGGGGGAGGGGUAAAUGUGGAGCAGGAAUCAUUCCAGCCAGGAAUUCCAUGCUCCGGAGCCGCUCGGCAGCUCCGAUCCCGUUUUGAUCCCGAUUUUCCCUGCAGAGACCCCUCUGAUCCCAUUUUUCCCAUUCUGAUCCCGUUUUUCCCAUUUCUGAUCCCCUUUUUUCCCAUUUUGAUCC
Molecule: messenger RNA, 1407 nt
Organism: Pseudopodoces humilis (Tibetan ground-tit)
Lineage: Eukaryota; Metazoa; Chordata; Aves; Passeriformes; Paridae
Gene: ASB13
Product: ankyrin repeat and SOCS box containing 13
Biological process (GO): positive regulation of protein catabolic process; intracellular signal transduction; protein ubiquitination
Molecular function (GO): protein binding
Source: RefSeq, a predicted model, not a curated record